AUGGAGGGGGAAGACCUAAGUGAAAGAGGACUGUCACAGAUUGCUUCAAUCAUGAAUAGAGUGAGAGACUUGAAAAACAAAUACAGAAAUGAAGAUAAUAUCACCGAUGAGCUUAACUGUACUAAAAUCUCAACUGAUACAACAGAUAACUCUGGAACUGUUAAUCAAAUAAUGAUGACAACAAAUAGUCCAGAAGAUUGGCUGUGCUUUUUGCUUAGGCUGGAGAAAAAGGGUAUUCCUCAGAUGGAUGUUAGCCUGCUGAAUAGACUCAUUGGUCGUUACAGUCAAGCGGUGACUGCAUUGCCUGCAGAAAAGCAUAGUCAAGAUGAGAGCUAUGCUCGCAUCCUUGUCAGAUUUGCUGAGCUGAAAGUUCUUCAAGAUCCAGAGGAGGCACGGGACCAAUUUCAUCUGGCCAGACUGAACUGCAAGAAAUUUGCUUUUGUGCAUGUGGCUUUUGCACAGUUCGAACUAUCACAAGGAAAUACAAAGAAGUGUAAGCAGCUCCUUCAGAAAGCUGUGGAGUGCUCUGCUGUUCCACGAGAAAUGCUGGAAACUGCUCUACAAAACUUUCAUUCACAGAAAAAGCAGUUGCUUUCAGAUGAGGAGAAGGAGAACUUCACAGUAUCAAGUACACAAGAGUCUGGAAUUCAGAGUACAGUUGGAAAUCACAGAAGCAUGAAAAGGAAUGAUUCUGGUGAAAAUUCUUCUACUGGUACCAGACAUUUGCUUGGGGAGGAGAAAUCACAGGAAUUCGAUGCUCUAGUUAAUUGCCACAAUCCAUUAAGACCACUAAACAAAUCUAACCAGGCCUGCUCUUUUGGGAGGGUUCCUGUUAAACUAGUGACUGAUGAUGAUGAUGAUGAUGUGAAGGCGGAGGAUCUUCCACUUACAGCUAGUGUUAUGAGAAGGCAAAUAUCCAACUCCAAAUGUACAGCCUUCAUUGCACCUUUUCCGCUAUCAGAAUCAAAAUCUAGUGGGGGUGAUUCAUGUGACCUGGGAGACUUACAGUCAUUAAGAAAACAAAAUUCUUUACAGUUGCAGAUGUUGGAUGAGAACAGCUUAGAAACAGCUACAAAUUCAACUAUAACUCUCAAAACCAAAAUGGAUACAAGUCUUGCAAUGAAAAAAGGAGAAAAUAAAGUCCAGCAUCAGGAGCUGAAGAUAUCAGAGCCAAGGAGUCUGGAAAGUCAAGAGCAACAAUUCAGUUCUGGUGAAAGCUAUAGAAAGCAGUUGGAACAGAUUAGACUAAACUGUGUUAACGCCAGAAAAAAAUGGCCAAGUCAAGAAGUGACACAGAAAAGCUGCUAUAGAGAGGGAAAACAAUCAAGCCUUGAACAAUCUGGUUAUCCCGUUUCAAAAGGAUUGUCACCACCAGAUGCUGUUUCUAAGAAGAGUGAUCUGUCACGUGUUUGUGGAACACCAAGCACCACAUGUAAUGAUUAUAUGGACUGUUUCAGAACGCCAGUUGUAAAGGACAACUUUCUACCAGGAUGUCAGAUUUCUACUCCCUACAGCCAGAUCCCACAUUUCCUACCACAUACUCCAGCAGCACCCUUUCAAAACCAAAUUGGCUUGCAGGUUCCAGCUUCUGUACCUUCACAUGAAUGCCUUACCAUCAAAGGAAGAGUUUAUACGAUAUUAAAGCAAAUAGGUAGUGGAGGCUCAAGUAAGGUAUUUCAAGUACUGAAUGAAAAGAAGCAGCUGUAUGCUGUCAAAUAUGUGAAUCUAGAGGAAGCUGAUCAACAGACUGUUGAGAGCUAUAAGAAUGAAAUUGCUCAUUUGAGUAAACUGCAACAACACAGUGAUAAGAUCAUCCGCCUGUAUGGCUAUGAAAUUACUGAUCAUCAUAUCUACAUGGUAAUGGAGUGCGGAAAUAUUGAUCUCAACAGCUGGCUCAAAAAGAAAAAAAAUAUUGAUCCUUUGGAACGAAAGAGUUACUGGAAAAAUAUGCUGGAAGCUGUUCACACAAUCCAUGAAUAUGGCAUUAUUCACAGUGAUCUGAAACCAGCAAACUUUCUGAUAGUUGAUGGAAUGUUAAAAUUAAUUGACUUUGGCAUUGCAAACCAAAUGCAGCCUGAUGUGACAAGCAUCAUUAAAGAUUCUCAGGUUGGCACAAUGAAUUAUAUGCCACCCGAAGCAAUAAAAGAUAUGUCUUCCUAUGGAGAAAAUGGGAAAUCUCGAUCUAAGAUAAGUCCCAAAAGUGAUGUGUGGUCAUUGGGAUGCAUUUUGUACUGUAUGACAUAUGGAAGGACUCCAUUUCAACAUAUAACAAAUCCAAUUAAUAAACUGCAUGCUAUCGUUGAUCCUAGUUAUGAAAUAGAAUUUCCAGAUACUCCCGAGAAGGAUCUUCAAGAUGUGCUGAAGCGCUGUUUAAUAAGAAAUCCUAAACAAAGAAUAUCUGUUUCGGAGUUGCUGAUACAUCCCUAUGUUCAAAUUCAAAGUCAUUGUCAAACAGGUGUUCCAAAUGCAAAAGGAACAACGGAGGAAAUGAAACGUAUCCUUGGCCAGCUUGUUGGCUUGAAUUCUCCCAACUCUAUUUCUAGAGCUGCUAGGACUUUAUAUGAACAGUGCAACAGUGGUAAAAGUCUUGAUGUAUCAGCAUUUGCAAAACUUGGGAGUCAAAAACCAUGGACAACGAAAUGA
Opisthocomus hoazin is the source of this 2643-nucleotide messenger RNA. The record is from RefSeq and is a predicted model, not a curated record. Lineage: Eukaryota; Metazoa; Chordata; Aves; Opisthocomiformes; Opisthocomidae.